This is a messenger RNA of Talaromyces rugulosus, 1665 nucleotides long. RefSeq lists its product as uncharacterized. Gene Ontology annotation, molecular function: NADP binding; flavin adenine dinucleotide binding; N,N-dimethylaniline monooxygenase activity. The record is from RefSeq and is a predicted model, not a curated record. The transcript is spliced from 3 exons. NCBI's taxonomy places the organism in Eukaryota, Fungi, Ascomycota, Eurotiomycetes, Eurotiales, Trichocomaceae. Bases 1 to 1665 code for a protein of 554 amino acids.
AUGUCCGAAUACGCCAAAGAGCUGAAUGCCAUCAUUAUCGGCGCUGGUCCCGCCGGUAUUGCGAUGGCAUACAGACUGAAGCAUGACCUCAAGUUUGACGACUUUACUGUCUACGAGAAACUGGAUGGGGUUGGUGGAACUUGGAGAGCUAACACCUAUCCCGGUUGCGGUUGCGAUCUCCCUUCCCAUCUUUAUUCUUUCAGCUUCAAUCUCAAUCCCAACUGGUCGAAGGAGCUUUGUGAACAGCCCGAGAUUCUUCAAUACAUGGAGGACACCGUCGAUAAAUUCGAUCUACGCAAGCACGUCCACUCGUCGGUCGAAUGCGUUGGCGCAACAUGGCACAACGACAAAAGCAAAUGGGAAGUUCGCCUGAAGGAUCUCGGGACAAAAUUGGAGUUUUCUCGAUUUGCAUCGGUUUUUGUCUCCGCCGUGGGAGCAAUUUCCUUCCCUCGUGAUGUCAAGUUUCCAGAGAUGGAAAAGUUCCAGGGUCCUAUGUUUCACACUGCACGAUGGGAUCAUUCAGUGAAAUACAAAGGAAAACGUGUUGCCGUCAUUGGAAACGGAUGCAGCGCAGCUCAAGUUGUCCCUGCUGUUGCCAAAGAUGCUGGUUCUGUCACGCAGUUCGCUCGUAGUGGCCAAUGGUUCCACGCUCGUCCCAAUCGCCCAUACAGCGAGUUUGACAAGUUCAUUUUCCGCUGGCUACCUCUGCGACUGCGUUUGCUCCGCCUGCGUAUCUUCCUUAAUGCCGACGAGGAGACAACCACUUACUUUCCGACACCCAAAGGCCUCAAAAUACGCAAGGCCACAGAAGAAGAGUCCAAAAAAUACAUCCGAUCCGUGGCACCCCAGAAGUAUUGGGACUCAAUAAUUCCUACGUUUCCUCUUGGGUGCAAGCGCCGCAUCUUUGACCCAGACUAUCUCGAGUCUUUGAACUUUCCAAACGUCGAGCUCAUCCCCGAGGGCAUCAAAGAGUUCACGGAAACCGGCAUUAUAAGCAGUUCGGGUAUUUCUAAUGAUUUUGAUAUCAUUGUUUUGGCUACGGGAUUCCAGGUUGCCCAAUUUCUUGUGCCAAUGCACAUUAUUGGCGCGCAUGGAAAACCUUUGCAGGAACAGUGGAACGAAUGCCGCGGUGCUCAAGCCUACCUAGGCACGCACGUCCAUAAUUUCCCCAACCUAGCCAUCUUGUUUGGUCCUAACACAUUCCCUGCCAACAACUCCGCUUUGUUUGCCUGUGAAACUCAGGUUGACUACGCAAUCAAGUCCCUCUUCAAGCCCCUUCUAGAUCGUCGAGCUUCAAUCAUCGAAGUCAAGCAAGCAGCCGAAGAUCGCUCGACAAACGCCAUUCACAAGGAACUUGCCGACACUGUGUUUGCUGGUGACUGCUCCAACUGGUACAUUGGCAACUUUGGCCGCAACGCAGCAUCCUGGCCAGGUCUUGCUCGCUCUUACUGGGCUGCAACGUACUUUCCGGAUUGGUCUGCCUUUAACAUGAGCGGUGGUAGUUUAUUCUGGCCUUUCUAUCGCGUGAGUCGCUGGUUCAGAACACUGUCUUCGUUGACAAAGGCUUUUAUUGGCCUUGGAAUCUUGCUGGGACUAAGCCAGCCUUCCGUUCUGGCUUCCCGUUCACAAAGUAUCAUUCAAAGCUUGACGAAUUUCGUACAGUAA